Messenger RNA from Funneliformis mosseae, 672 nucleotides. The record is from the annotation of a GenBank genome assembly. Lineage: Eukaryota; Fungi; Glomeromycota; Glomeromycetes; Glomerales; Glomeraceae.
AUGGCUUUUCAUAAUGUCGAUCUUGAGGAAGAAAGCGAUCCAUUACUAAAUAAUGAUUCCAGCUUUAUAACUCUCAUAUCUGAUGUAUCAAUUGAAAUAAAAAUAGAUUAUGAUGAUUUGAUAUUGGAUGAACCAUUCGAUCAAUAUAAAGAUAUUAAUUCUGAAAAUAAUUCAAAAAAAUUUGAAAAGCAAUAUAAACGAAUUCAUAUUGCUACUCCAAUAAAUCCAUUUAAUGAUAAUGAAGAACAAAAAUUUCUUUUUAAUAUAAGUAACAGGGAAGAAGUAGAAAUAGAUACAUCAAUAUUUGUUGAAGAGAAUAAUGAUAUUUAUGAAAUAUUUAAUGUAGAACAUUGGAAUAAGAACACUUGGCAGGAUCGGACUUCAACAAAGGAUCAAGACUUAUUGACAGGAUCGAUAACAUCAGAUAGUCUUCGAGGAUCACGAACACUUGACAGGAUCGAUAAAUACCAUUUUCUUCAAAGGAUCACGACACUUUCAGCGGCAUCGAACAUCUUUCAAAGAUCACGACCUCUUGACAGGAUCGACAAAAGCGGAUUGUUUUCUAACAAGUAUCAAUAUCUCUUGCAAUGGGAUCGAAUUUCAGUUGUAUAUCUUCGUAUAUUUCUUCCAAGGUAUGAGAAAAUCUUUUCAAGUCCUAACACCACACCAUAA